CAAGAUCUAACUAUGAGAUCUCUACCCUGCAAGAGCAUAACUCCAGCAAUAUUGGGGAGCAGGAGAUAAUUUUGGGGAGAUCCAACUUCGAAACCUCUUUCUGUGCCGACCGGAAGGUUUUUAGUAUUCAGAUCCGAUCAACUUUCAUCACAAAAUGUCUGCAGGUUUCAGCGGCGAUGAAACUGCUCCCUUCUUCGGCUUCCUCGGCGCCGCUGCUGCCCUCGUCUUCUCCUGUAUGGGAGCUGCCUAUGGAACGGCGAAGAGCGGUGUGGGUGUGGCGUCGAUGGGGGUGAUGAGGCCGGAGCUGGUGAUGAAGUCAAUUGUUCCGGUUGUUAUGGCUGGUGUUUUGGGUAUUUAUGGAUUAAUUAUUGCUGUUAUAAUCAGUACUGGGAUUAAUCCUAAGGCCAAGUCCUAUUACUUGUUUGAUGGUUAUGCACAUCUUUCGUCUGGUCUUUCUUGUGGCCUUGCCGGGCUUUCUGCUGGAAUGGCGAUCGGUAUUGUUGGCGAUGCUGGUGUUAGAGCAAAUGCACAGCAGCCAAAACUUUUUGUUGGGAUGAUCCUUAUUCUCAUAUUUGCUGAAGCUCUGGCCCUCUAUGGCCUCAUUGUUGGCAUCAUCUUGUCUUCUCGAGCUGGUCAGUCCAGAGCAGACUGAGGUAGUGUCCCUUUCAUCUAUUGUCCUUGUAUUGGUUUUUAUGGUGUCACUUUGGGGAAAGGAAACAAGCAUAUCUUCGGUGGUUAUACCAGCUCAGGGUUUUCAAAUUCAUUAUCUUGAAAGUAGCGGAGCGGAUAUUCAUUCCUAGGUUGUUCAGUGCUGAUUAUAGAAGUAGAAAUGCGCUUUUCUGCAGAAUAAAAGCCUAUGAAGUUUUGUCUGUUUGGAUUUAUUUAUUGCUGUAUUUUGCGGUUACUAGUACACAGCUUUGAGACUAUUGUUCUGAAAUUGCUGUGUACUAUUUUAUUGUUUAUGGAGAUUUCAAACCUGUGUGGAAACUAUGAUUGGAUUUAUCU
Molecule: messenger RNA, 1005 nt
Organism: Cornus florida
Lineage: Eukaryota; Viridiplantae; Streptophyta; Magnoliopsida; Cornales; Cornaceae
Product: V-type proton ATPase 16 kDa proteolipid subunit
Exons: 3
Coding region: 155-652 (165 amino acids)
Biological process (GO): proton transmembrane transport
Cellular component (GO): proton-transporting V-type ATPase, V0 domain
Molecular function (GO): proton-transporting ATPase activity, rotational mechanism
Source: RefSeq, a predicted model, not a curated record